Brettanomyces bruxellensis is the source of this 4386-nucleotide messenger RNA. RefSeq lists its product as uncharacterized. Gene Ontology annotation, molecular function: ABC-type xenobiotic transporter activity; ATP binding; ATP hydrolysis activity. Gene Ontology annotation, biological process: transmembrane transport. Gene Ontology annotation, cellular component: plasma membrane. The record is from RefSeq and is a predicted model, not a curated record. Bases 1 to 4386 code for a protein of 1461 amino acids. Lineage: Eukaryota; Fungi; Ascomycota; Pichiomycetes; Pichiales; Pichiaceae. The transcript has a single exon.
AUGACAGCAAAGGAAGAGCAAGAGCCCGCAGUGACGAACUUGCCCGGCAAUAAGAUGUUUGCACUUUCUCCGCGGAAGAAGUGUCGGAGUUACAAGUGGACGGAGGAAGAUUUGGAGGACCGGGUGGCAACGGAUGACCGGAUCCACCCGCAGCGGAGGUUGCUCACGCCGUUUCUCCGGCACAAGACGAUAACGCCGAUCCCGGAGACCAGCAGGGAGCGGAACGAGUUCCCGUUCAGAAACACGAAUCUCUUCAGUGAGCUUUUCUUCACUUGGGUGGACCCCGUGUUGCGAGUCGGGUAUUUGCGGACUUUGCAGGCGGAGGACUUGUUCCGGAUCCCGGCCGGGUCGCGGUACGACGUGGAGGAGCGCACAAAGACGUUUCUGGCGGCGUUUAAGCGGCGGAAGCAGCAGGCGGAGCUCCGGUACCUGGAAUUGCACAAGAUUGCCGACACGGGCGACUCACGGCGUGAACUCGGCCACGACGAGCACUUCCAGUACCCCAAGCACUUGGUACUCGGUGCUUUGUACGACACCUUCAAGGUGGACUACCUGGUGGCCAUCUGCAUCAAGCUUGUGGCCGAUAUUGCCCAGGCCAUGAACUCGCUCCUCGUCCGGGGGCUCAUCAGCUAUGUGAACGAAAAGGCACACGGCAUGAACCCGGGCGGCAAGGGCUACGGGUACGCGGUGGGCAUCUCGUGCAUCGUGAUGUUUACCGGGCUGCUGUUUGCCCGGUACUUCCACGACUCGAUGUUCUGCGGCGCCGAGAUGAAAGGUGUCUUGACCAAGGCCUUGCUCGACAAGUCGUUUGCCGUCGAUCGAUCCGAGAGGGUCAGGUUCCCGCCCUCUGAGUUGUCCUCCUUCAUGGGCAACGACCUCUCGAAAAUCGACCUUGCCGCGAGCUUUUUCGCCUUUGUGACCAACCUCCCGGUCGGAUUGGCCUUGACCAUCAUUCUUUUGAGCGUCAACGUGGGUGGGGCCGCACUAUCCGGCAUAGCAUGGUUCGUCUUGGUCACUGUCGCCGUCACUUACUGCGUCAGGAUCCUCAUGAGGCUCCGGGUGGGUGCAAACGUGUCCACAGACCUCCGAAUUAGGUAUGUGAAGGAGAUCUUGGGCAGCAUUAAGAUCAUCAAGUACUACGCGUGGGAGAUCCCUUACUCGCAGAUGCUCGCCAAGUUCCGGACCUCCGAGAUGGCCCAGAUCUUGCGGAUCCAGUUCAUCCGUAACAAUCUUACCGCCGUGUCUGUCACCUUGCCCAACGUGUCUGCCAUGAUCGGUUUUCUCGUCAUGUACGCCGUCGACGGGUCGAUGAAGUCGCCCGCACAGGUCUUUGCGUCCUUGACCUUGUUCAACAUCUUGACCAGUCACGUUGCCAUGUUUCCCACCGCCUUGACCACUGCCGGUGAUGCGUUGGUUGCUUUUUACCGGGUGCAGCAGUUUCUCUUGGCCCGGGACGAGACUCCUGACCCGGAGUAUCACCUUGUUGGGCAGAGUGACAAGCUGAGUGCGAUUUCGAUCGAGCACGGGUCGUUUAAGUGGGAUGAGGAGGAGAGAGAUGAGGAGCAUCAAAGAGAUGGCAUCAAUGAGAACUCCAGCAAUACUUCCCUCAACUCCUCGUUCAACGAAAAAGCACCUGUUGGCGCCAAAGACGACACCGGCGGCUCCGAAGACGACACCGACGGCUCAGAGACACGAACCGGCGGCUCGUUCGGUGGCCUAGUGGACAUUAACAUCAGUAUAAAGCAGGGAGAGUUCGUUGUGGUCACCGGGCCGAUCGGAUCGGGUAAAUCGUCACUUCUCAGUGCCAUAAAGGGUGUGAUGCCCCGGACUGCCGGCAGCAUCACCAUUUCCGGCAACGUGACACUCUGUGGCUCACCUUGGAUCCAGAAUGCAACCGUCCGCGACAAUAUCUUCUUUGGCAACCCGCGGGAUGAAGAAAAGUACCAGACCGUGGUGGAUGCGUGUUCAUUGAGCAGUGACUUCGAUAUUUUGCCGGCGGGCGACUUGACUGAGAUCGGAGAGCGAGGUGUGAACCUCUCGGGUGGCCAGAAGGCCCGGAUCAACUUGGCCCGGGCAGUUUACAACGUGGCCGGGUUCGAGGACCGCAACAUUGUGCUUUUUGACGAUGUGUUGAGCGCGGUGGACGCGAAAGUGGGCCGGCACAUCAUGAAUGAGUGCAUUCUGGGGCUCUUGGGGUCGAAGACCCGGGUGUUGGCUACGCACCAGUUGGCUUUGAUAGGUGCUGCAGACCGGAUUGUGUUCAUGGGAGGAGACGGGGGUCUGGAUAUGGGCACUGAGGAGGAAUUGCUGGAGAGAAACGGGCAGUUCCGGGAGUUGAUGGAGUACCAGAUGGAGGAGACGAGGGGGGAAGAGAAAGAGAAAGAGGGAGAGGAGGAUGAGCAGGAGGAUGAAAAGAAGAAAGAGGAUGAUGAGGAAGAUGAAGAAGAUGAAGAUAAUGAUCUCGGCUCCUCCCUCUCACUGUCUCCCCCCUCGGUCUCGCCUGAAGACCUCAAGGUGAUCCGCAGACAGACUACAAAGAAAGAGUACGAGCAAGAGAAAGGAAGACUCAUCCGGCAGGAAACCCGCAAGGAGAACGGGAUCCCCCUGGAGAUGGUGGUGGCAUACAUCCGGGAAGGGUGCGACAAGUACGGGAUGCGGUUCAUGGUGCCCAACUUGGUGUUGAGCAUCACGUUCACGACGUUCACGAUGCUCUUCCAGAACGUGUGGUUGUCGUUCUGGACGUCGCACGAGUUCCCGCGGUCCAACAACUUCUACAUCGGCAUCUACAUCCUGUUCACGUUCCUCUUCGUGAUGUGUGCGGCCUGGCAGUUCUGCACGAUCGUGUUUGUGUGCAACAACGCCUCUCGCAACCUCAACAUCAAGGCCAUGGACCGCGUGAUGCACGCACCGAUGGCCUUCUUUGACACCACGCCCAUGGGCCGGGUCCUCAAUCGCUUCACGAAGGAUACAGACACGCUUGACAACGAGAUCGCAGAGCAGGCCCGGCUCUUCUGCUUCGGCCUGGGCAACAUGAUCGGCAUCUUGCUCAUGUGCUGCGUGUACCUGCCCUACUUCACGAUCGCCGUGCCCUUCAUCUUCGUCUGGACGGUCGUCGUGUUCUCCUACUACCAGGCCAGUGCACGCGAGAUCAAGCGUUUGGAAGGUGUGCAGCGAUCACGUGUGUUUGCCAACUUCGACGAGGUCUUGCAAGGUGUCGAAACCAUUAAGUACUACGGGGCAGAGCCGCGGUUCGAAUCCCGGUUCACGCGGCUCGUCAACGACAUGAACGAGCCCUACCUCCUCUCGAACUCCGUCCAGCGGUGGUUGGCCGUGCGGUUGCACAUCUGCUCGGCACUCGUCAACCUCGUCGUGAGUCUGCUCUCGGUGACAAGGGCCUUCCCCAUCUCCGCCUCCGCCUCAGGCUUGCUCGUGUCCUACCUCGUGUCCUUCAGUGCCCAGUUGAUCUCCACCUCGCGUUCCGGCGGCCAGCUCGAGCAGUACUUGAGCUGUGUCGAGCGGAUCGCCGAGUAUGCCUUCGAGCUGCCCCAGGAGGCCCGGUACCGCACUCCACGGGGCCAUGAACCACCUGCCGAGUGGCCCCAGCACGGCCAGAUCGACUUCUCGCACGUCUUUCUCCGCUACAGACCCGAGCUCCCCCACGUGUUGUCCGAUUUCUCGCUCCACGUGCGGCCCGGCGAGAAAAUCGGCAUCUGCGGCCGAACGGGGGCUGGAAAAUCCACCAUCAUGACCGCCUUGUACCGGCUGAGCGAGCCCGAGUCCGGAUCCAUCGUCAUCGAUGGCAUCAACACCCUCGACCUCGGCCUAUACGACCUCCGGGCCCAUCUCUCCAUCAUCCCGCAGGAACCCGUCUUGUUCCGCGGCACCAUCCGCCAGAACCUCGACCCUUUCCAUACCAGAUCCGACCACACGCUCUACCAGGCACUUCUGACGGCCGGCUGUGUCUCGGCUGCCCAAAUCCACUCCGGGUCCGUGUCCUCGUCCAAAUUCGCAUUGGAUGCAUUCGUCGAUGACAACGGCCUCAACUUCUCGCUCGGCGAGAGGCAGGUGCUCGCCCUCUGCCGGGCCUUGGUCAAGGACACACGCAUCUUGGUCUUGGAUGAGGCCACUUCCAGUGUUGACUACGAAACUGACGCCAGAAUCCAGCACACCAUCUCUCACCAGUUCCAGAACUGCACCAUCCUCUGCAUCGCCCACCGUUUGAAGACCAUCGUCAACUACGACCGCAUCCUUGUCAUGGACCGCGGCCGCUUGAACCAGUUCGACACGCCCUGGGCCUUGUUCAAUUCCCGCGGCAUCUUCCGGUCCAUGUGCGACAAGUCCGGGAUCACUGCCGACGAUUUUGAGGUUGAUGGGGCAGCUUCUUAA